Cladophialophora yegresii CBS 114405 is the source of this 1806-nucleotide messenger RNA. Its product is annotated as phenylalanyl-tRNA synthetase, beta subunit. Gene Ontology annotation, molecular function: phenylalanine-tRNA ligase activity; ATP binding; RNA binding. Gene Ontology annotation, biological process: phenylalanyl-tRNA aminoacylation. Lineage: Eukaryota; Fungi; Ascomycota; Eurotiomycetes; Chaetothyriales; Herpotrichiellaceae. Bases 1 to 1806 code for a protein of 601 amino acids. The record is from RefSeq and is a predicted model, not a curated record. Gene Ontology annotation, cellular component: phenylalanine-tRNA ligase complex; cytoplasm. The transcript has a single exon.
AUGCCUACCAUCACCGUGGACAAGGCUGCCCUCUUCAAGGCCCUGGGAAGAGACUACACCACCGAGGAGUUCGACGAGCUGUGUUUCGACUUCGGCAUUGAGCUCGACGAGGACACCUCGCUCACAGAACGACCGGUUGUCAAUGGCAAGCAAGAACCUCCGCAAUUGAAGAUCGAAAUCCCCGCCAACCGAUAUGACAUGCUCUGCUUCGAGGGUAUACAACUCAUGCUCAACAUCUUCAAUCGCAAGAUCACUGCGCCUCAGUAUGUGCUGAAGGCACCGCCCAAUGGCGAACUGCAGACAAUCACAGUGAGCCCAGAAUGCGACCGGAUACGACCGUAUGUCUCGGGGGCCAUUCUACGGAAUAUCAAAUUCGACCAGGCGAGGUACGAGUCCUUCAUUGACCUACAGGACAAGCUGCACCAAAAUCUGGCCCGCCAAAGAACGCUCGUGUCGAUUGGAACCCACGAUCUCGACUCCAUCCAAGGCCCCUUCACCUAUGAAGCGCUCCCCCCGAAGGACAUCAAAUUCGCGCCACUAAACCAAACACAAGAAAUGGACGGGGCUCGACUGAUGCAAUUCUACGAAAAAGACAAGCAUCUCGGCCGGUAUCUGCACAUUAUCAGAGACUCGCCAGUCUACCCUGUCAUCUACGACUCCAAUCGCAAUGUUUGCUCUUUGCCACCCAUCAUCAAUGGUGACCUUAGCAAGAUCACCCUUGAUACCAAGAAUGUAUUCAUGGAAGUCACCGCCACAGAUAAGACGAAGCUAGAAAUCGUCGUCAACAUCAUGGUGACCAUGUUCUCGCAAUAUACAGCAGAACAGUUCACCGUCGAACCCAUCCAGAUCAUUUCCGACCAUAACGGUCAGUCGAGACAAGUGCCCGACCUCACGCCUCGCUCGACAGUUGCAGAGGUAGAUUACAUCAAUGCUUGCACCGGUGUUGACCUCUCACCUCAGGAAAUUUGUACUCUUCUCAACCGCAUGUCACAUGUUGCCCGACCCUCGAAAUCGGACAAGAAUCUCCUUGACGUGGACGUUCCAGUCACACGAGCCGAUGUUCUUCAUCAAGCGGAUAUCAUGGAAGAUGUGUGUAUUGGCUAUGGCUUCAAUAAACUCCCUCGUGCAUUCCCCAAAGUCGGCGCCACGGUCGCUGCACCUCUGGCAGUGAACAAACUCUCAGACGUUCUCCGCCUCGAAGCCGCCAUGGCAGGCUGGGCUGAGGUCUUACCGCUCAUCCUCUGCUCUCACGACGAGAAUUUCGCGUGGUUAAAUCGGAAAGACGACGGUGAAACAGCCAUCCGCCUAGCAAACCCAAAGACUGCCGAGUAUCAAGUCGUGCGGACCACCUUGCUCCCCGGCCUGCUGAAGACGAUCAGGGAGAACAAGCACCACUCCAUACCCAUCAAGAUCUUCGAGGUCAGUGACGUCGCGUUCAAAGAGCCCAGCCUGGAACGCAAAGCACGCAACGAGCGACAUUUCGCCGCGGCAUGGUACGGCAAGACCUCCGGCUUCGAGGUCGUUCACGGCCUUCUCGACAGGGUAAUGACCAUGCUGAAAACUGCAUUCGUCACGCACGAGGAAGGACUGGAAAUGCGCGGCACCGGGAGCAAAAUGGAAUACUGGAUCCAAGAGCUCGAUGAUGCGACGUAUUUCCCAGGUCAUGGGGCUAGUAUUCAUGUUAGGAUUGCGGGCAAGGAUGUGGUGAUUGGGAGUUUCGGCAUCUUGCAUCCGACCGUGCUGGAGAAGUUCGAGUUAAAGUAUCCGGUCAGUACUCUGGAGUUCAAUGUUGAGGUUUUCCUGUGA